Messenger RNA from Triticum dicoccoides, 3740 nucleotides. RefSeq lists its product as uncharacterized. NCBI's taxonomy places the organism in Eukaryota, Viridiplantae, Streptophyta, Magnoliopsida, Poales, Poaceae. Gene Ontology annotation, cellular component: nucleus. The transcript is spliced from 8 exons. Gene Ontology annotation, molecular function: zinc ion binding; protein binding; histone methyltransferase activity. The record is from RefSeq and is a predicted model, not a curated record. The coding region runs from base 114 to 3443 and encodes 1109 amino acids.
CGCAUCUCCUUCCCAAACAUAGGGGGAGGAGACCGCUCCAGUCUCCACCCUCUACCUCGCCUCCAGUCGCCAGACGGCGCCACCUCCGCCGCCUGCCGCCGCCCGUCUGCGGAAUGGUCUGCGCCCCGACGGCGGGGGUGGAGGUGCUGCCGCCUCGCGGGGGUGUCUCCGCCCGGCGCUCCUGGCCGCCGAGCUGCGGCCGCGUCCCCGAGAACGGCGACGGCGAGAGGGGCGUCCAGGGCACGGCGGACGAGGCGGCCGGCCACGCGGGCGUUUCCUCUGCGGCGUGCAACGGCGGGCUCCCGCGCGAACCCCCUCAGCCGCAGCCGCCCGGCGACGGGGAUGCACGUCCCUCAGAUAGCCAGGCAGAGAUCAGGGCGCUAGAUGUGAUGCCGCUGGCGUUCGCUGCCCCACGGAAAUGUGCCGUUGCUCCUGCUAAUGGUUCCAUGGAAGAUGGCGGUCGUAUGGCCGAUUCGUUGAAUGUGGAGGGGCAAUUGGUCAGGGAUGAGGAUGUUGUUAUUGGCAAUGGAGAUGACAGUGUUGUGGGAAGCAGAGUGGACGACGGUGAAUUGGAGAGGGAGGAGGACGAGAGCAGAAAGAAGAGGUGGUCGGCAUCUGUCAUGAAUCCGCCUCCCAAGAGGAGAGCGGUCUCAGCCAAGCGCAGAUUUCCGCCUGGCUGUGGGAGUGUUGCUGCUACCGGCAUCGGCGUCAGAGGUUGUGGUGUUUCUCUGAUGUUGAAGCGAGAUGAUUCUAAUCACGAAACAGAAAGCAAAAGAGAAGAGGUCGGAGGUGCCACCGAGGCACACAAUCAUAUGCAAGAAUCUCAAGUCGUCAAUUGUGUUGCUCCAGAUGAUUUUGCAGACCGUCCGCAAAAUUAUGUUGGUCAUGGCGCUUCUCCGAUUUUGAGGCGAGAUAAUUCUAAUAAUGAAACAGAAGGCAAAAGAGAAGAGGUCGGAGGUGCCACCGAGGCACACAAUCAUAUGCAAGAAUCUCAAGUCGUCAAUUGUAUCACUCCAGAUGAUUUUGCAGACCGUACGCGAAAUUAUGUUGGUCAUGGUGCUUCUCCGAUUUUGAGGCGAGAUGAUUCUAAUCACGAAACAGAAGGCAAAAGAAAAGAGGUCGGAGGUGCCACCGGGGCACACAAUCAUACGCAAGAAUCUCAAGUCAUCAAUUGUGUCGCUCCAGAUGAUUUUGCAGACCGCCCACGAAAUUAUGCUGGUCAUGGUGCUUCUCCGAUUUUGAGGCGAGAUGAUUCUAAUGUGGAUAUAGAAGGCAAAAUAGAAGAGGUUGGAGGAGCUACCGAGGCACACAAUGAGAAGAUCCAAGAAUCUCAAGUCGUCAACGUUAUUGUUCAAGAUGGUUUUGCAAGAGGCCAACGCGGCCAUGAUAAUCCGCUAAAUGAUGUUACAGACGACUCACCAAGACAUAGUUUCUCAGAGCAGAUGAAUGGUAGAAGACUAUUACGUGAAAGGAAGCGCGCACCACUAGUAGUGGGGAACACUGAGAUUAGAAGCAGACACGAAGGACGUGUGCAUGAUGGCACUCCGAGGACUCAUCCGAGAGGCCCACUUAAUGUGAAGAGAAAGGGCAAGAGUGCAGAGAUUGUCAAGAUCAAUGUGACAUUGGUAGAUGAUGCAGGGGUGAUUGACGUGAUACGCUCGGCAUCCAAGUGUGGAGAGCAUGUUGCGACCAAUCAAAUUGAAGAUAAGGAUGGUGUGGGCCUUAAUACUAAUAGGGUAAUUAUACAAGCAUUGAUGGCUCCAGACAGAUGCCCUUGGACGCAACGAAAGAAAUCUAUUGCCAGUGUUCCUAAAUCGCUUGGUCCUAGGAAAAAUGUGAAGAAAAAGGUUGCUACUCCAAGGAAAGAAUUGCACUCCAAAGUUACCCCUUCUACACCGGCUAGGCGCAAGGCAAGAGAGGGCGGAGAAGAUUCCUCCUCAAAAGAUGAUGAGAAAUCUUUGGCACGACUUGCGCAUGAAAGAAAUAAUAAAUCAUGCGUCAACAUCUCUCGAUGUCCUCCUUCCGACGAGGUGAGUGUUCAUAAGAUUGAUGAGAGAAGUCGAUUGAGCGAUCCAAAGGAUGUACCACUUGUAGCGGGGGUUGUUGAUGUAAAAACCAAAUGUGAAGGAAGCUUGCAAGAAGGUACUCCGAGGAACCAUGUGAGAGCUCUUGUUAAUGUGAAGACAAAGGGCAAGAAACCAGAUAAUGUCAAGGUGAAUGUGACAUUGUUAGAUGAUAGGCGGGUCUUUGAAGAUGACAAGACGAGAAACCAAAUUUCAAGAACUCGGAGAGGAGUGGCGCGCUCCUCAAAUAUUAAAAACGUGAAGAAAGGCAUGUUUGCUCAUAAGCGCGAUGGCAUCGACAAGGACUCUGGGAAUAAGUUCACAAAGGAGUCUAAGUGUGGGGAUCAUCUUCAGACUGAUCAAAUUAAAGAAAAUGAUAAUGUCGGCCUUGUUACCAACAAGAUGACUGUAUUAGCAUUGAUGGCUCCUGACAAAUGCCUGUGGACAGAAGGGAAGAGGUCUAUUGUUGGUGUUUCUCAGUCUCUCACUUGUAGGAAUAAUAACUCUCUUACCGUUCAUGAAGGCCUUUGUUUGUCUGACAUAUCUCAAGGAAAAGAGAGCAUUCCCAUAUGUGUGAUCAACACAAUUGAUGGCGUGCUGCCAACGCCAUUUAAGUACAUCACCAAAGUCAUAUAUCCGCCCUCAUAUGCAAAAGCACCUUCAAUAGGCUGUGACUGCACUAAUGGUUGCUCGGACUCUAGUGAAUGUGCUUGUGCUGUGAAAAAUGGAGGGGAGAUCCCAUUCAAUUUGAAUAGCGCAAUUGUUUAUACAAAGCCUCUCAUAUAUGAGUGUGGCCCAUCAUGCAGGUGCCCACCAACAUGCCACAAUAGGGCGAGCCAGCACGGCCCCAAAGUUCCACUGGAAAUAUUCAAGACUGGGAAGACAGGUUGGGGUGUAAGAUCCCUCAGUUUUAUCCCUUCAGGUAGUUUCGUAUGUGAGUAUGUAGGUGAGGUAUUGCAAGAGACAGAAGCUGAGAGGACAGAAAAUGAUGAGUACCUUUUUGAUAUUGGUCGUGACGAUGACGAUGACGAUGACGAUGACGAUGACGAUGAUGACGAUGAAGAAAAAGAUUCACAAUCUUCUAAAUCCGAGAUGACAGCGGAGGGCUUGGGCUAUACAAUAGAUGCUGCAAAGUGUGGUAAUGUUGGAAGAUUCAUCAACCAUAGCUGCACUCCAAACAUGCAUGCACAGGAUGUUCUCUGGGACCAUGAUGAUAAGAGGAUGCCGCAUGUUAUGCUUUUCGCCGAAAAGAAUAUCCGUCCGCUACAAGAGCUUACUUACGAUUAUAAUUAUAACAUAGGUAAUGUGCGCAAGAAUGGCAAGGUGAAGGAGAAGAAAUGCUUCUGUGGUUCGUCGAAGUGCCGCCUCAGGCUUUACUAAGGUAUUGGUGACUGAUGAUGGUAAUGUUCAUAUUUCGGCGGAAUGCAGUCCUGUCAGCGCAGUGCUCCUUGGUCUUACUCUCCCGGUCACCUUGCAAUUGUCGAUGGCUUGUGAUGUUUUUUUCUUGCUACCCUAGCGUUGAAUUAGUACUGCUUUUUAAAGAGCUGCAUUAGCUCAUUCUGCUGUUAGCUUUAUGUUCAGAACCGAACCUGUACUGGGUACAUGAGUUCUGGCUGUAGCUUUUCUCUGUCACAAAUUUUACAUAAUCAAGCAUUGUUGCUGUCCUUUUAAGCAUUA